Molecule: messenger RNA, 1533 nt
Organism: Fusarium redolens
Lineage: Eukaryota; Fungi; Ascomycota; Sordariomycetes; Hypocreales; Nectriaceae
Exons: 3
Coding region: 1-1533 (510 amino acids)
Source: RefSeq, a predicted model, not a curated record
AUGGACCCCAUCAACGCCCUGUGCGCAACGUAUCGCCUUAUCCUCUUCGGCAUCGAUGUCACCCAGGUGCCCGCCACGAUCCGCCACAGCCUGGAGUUCGUACGUCUUUGCUACCAGGAUUUGCAACACCUCAUCGAGCUGCGGCAGGCCUACCUCUCGCUCCUCGAGAAGCGUCCAGUCGUCCUCGAGCGUAUCAACUCCAUCAUUAGCGCAGCUACCAAAGGGCUCGUGGAAGUCUGUGCCAUCGUCGAAAAGUGCCGCCCUGAGGCUCACAGAGGUCGUACAGGGUUUCGUUGUCGGUUUCAAUGGAUCUUUUUUGACGAGAAGGACUUUCACGCGCACGAACCGGUGAUAGCUCGUCAUCAUGCAGCGGUAUUGGCUGAGUUGAAUUUCCUACGCCAGAUUGUGUUGUUUACACCCAUCGCGCCGGCGGAGGAUGGGAAGGGAGAGACAGAUGGGAAAAGGAAGGGGACGAUGUUCUUUGACAAUGUCGCUCUGUGGGGGGAUCUGUUUGGUGGCCCAUCUGAUGCUCAACGUGCGAUACUCCCUGCUCAGACGGCUUCUUCGGCAAUAAACGAGUCGUCCAGGACGAACUUGGCUGCCAACAGGGUCAGCAGUUCAAAAGAACAAAAUACCAUCCCUCAAUCACCAACGGGUACCGAGCCCACAACAGCAAGUCCCAAAGAUGAUAAUGGACGUCCCAUUACGGGUGCCACCACCGUGUUCGAGCCCUUUGGUACCUUGGGGCUUGCUCCCACACCUGGUGCCGGUCAUGACUUUCCGCUUCCUUCACUUUCGCUGAGUAGCGCGUCAGGGCUCUCACCCGCACAGACGGAUACGUGUAGGAGAUUAAUGGAUCUACCAAAACGCCGACCCGUCCCAUGUACCUCUCCUAUGACAUGCAAUCAGGGCGACGCGGAUUGGUUGUCCAGUCUCAGCCCAGUUGACGCAACUAACCGCGAUACGGCAUCACGGAAGAUGUUCCCUGCUAGAACUCCGUCGCCUUUGGUCCCUUCACAACCGACGACCCCUUCGUCUGAGCGCCAGAGGCCAGAUUGGGUGCAGUCGGUAUCCUCAAUGUCAACAUGGAAACACGUUGCUCCUGACCUCACUUCGCAAACAGCAUAUACUUUUCAGCCCCAGAAGCCAAAUUGGGAUAUGUCAUUUCCCUCGGACUGUGACCCGGCGCAAAUAAAUGUCCCAGAGAAACACAUUCUUGGCAUUUCUCGAUAUAACAUGGACGGCCCUAGCACUGGGAUACCAUAUCACCAAAUAGGAGGUAACAUCGCGAACGGCCAGCUAACACAACUGCAUAACACACCACGCUGUGCGACAUCUCCUUCCUUACCAAUGGGUUCACUAUAUACUCUUCAGUCCCAAGUAGUAGAAUUACCACAAGCUGCUGAUACCCAAGCAAGGAUGAAUCCUCGGGACCAACUGAAGCACCAUGAGGCUGAGAUGGCACCAAUUGAAUUAGAGGCUUUGCCUCAGGUUAAACAUGCUUAUGAUAUUUAUGAAUUGCCGGGGUCAUAA